AUGUUACUACGUAGCGUGCUAGGACGCCUUACCCUUCAUCGAAGCAUUACUCCAACGGCCUUGCGCACCUUCGCCUCGAAACACCGCGAAGUCCCAGCACUCACGUGCGAUCGUUACCCCGUCCAGCGUGGAUCCUUCGCCGAGCUAACCGACGAUGAUGUGACCGUGUUUCGUGGCAUUCUUGGUGGUGCCGACACGAACCGUGUGAUUACGGCGGAAGAUGAAGUCCAAAGCUACAACAUCGACUACUUGCGUAGUGUGCGAGGUUUUGGCAGGGUUGUGGUAAAGCCACGGACCACAGCGGAGGUGGCAGAGCUGAUGCGCUACUGUAACGAGCGCCGUUUAGCCGUCUGUCCACAGGGUGGAAAUACGGGACUGGUGGGUGGUUCGGUGCCCGUUUUCGAUGAAGUUGUCCUGUCGCUACAGCUAAUGGAUACGAUCGAACGGAUCGACGAGUAUGCGGGAAUUGUGGUGUGCCAGGCGGGUUGUGUGUUGGCAACGUUGGAGGAACAGGUCGGAGCCCGGGGGUUAGUUAUGCCGCUCGAUCUUGGUGCUAAGGGAUCGUGUCAUAUUGGCGGGAAUGUGUCAACGAAUGCGGGCGGUUUGCGGUUGGUGCGGUACGGGAAUUUGCACGGUUCCGUACUUGGCGUUGAAGCGGUAACGGCCGAGGGGCGCGUGCUAGAUCUGAUGUCCAACUUUAAGAAGGAUAACACCGGCUACCACCUGAAGCAUCUGUUCAUCGGUUCCGAGGGAACGCUCGGCAUCAUCACCCGGCUGUCCAUGUUCUGUCCUACCGCUUCCCGUUCGGUUAACGUUGCCUUUCUCGGGCUGCACAGCUACGAUGAUGUUAAACGAACGUUCCUGGCCGCCAAGCGUGGACUGGGAGAGGUGUUGUCCUCGUGCGAAAUGAUCGAUGCUCCGUCGCUGGAUAGUUGUACACGGUUCUUUGGUUUGCAGUCACCGAUAGAAAAAUAUCCCUUCUACAUGCUGAUCGAAACGUCCGGAAGUGAUGCUGGACACGAUGAGGAGAAGCUUACGCGCUUCCUGGAGCAAACGAUGGAGGAAGGCCUGGUGCAAGACGGCACGGUUACGAAUGAACCCACCAAAAUGAAGAACAUUUGGAAGCUACGUGAACUGAUCGCGGACAGUCUGCUGAGCGAUGGGUACUGUUUCAAGUACGACAUUUCGCUACCUCUCGACCAGUUCUACGAUAUUGUGCUAGCUGUGCGGGAGCGUGUCGGUGAUCUGGCCAUUAACGUAACCGGUUACGGCCACGUUGGCGAUUCGAAUCUGCAUCUGAACGUAUCCUGUGCCCGUUUUACACCGGAAAUCUAUGCUCUGCUAGAACCGUUCGUGUACGAGUACACUUCGAAGCUAAGAGGAAGCGUUAGUGCCGAGCAUGGGAUUGGAUUUCUCAAACGCAAGUACCUACACUACUCGAAACAAUCGGAACCGCUACGAUUGAUGCGUCAGAUGAAGCAACUGCUAGAUCCGAACGGUAUACUGAACCCGUACAAAGUCUUACCACCGGAAACGCCAGCUCAGUCGCAGUAA
Messenger RNA from Anopheles maculipalpis, 1554 nucleotides. RefSeq names its product D-2-hydroxyglutarate dehydrogenase, mitochondrial (gene D2hgdh). The record is from RefSeq and is a predicted model, not a curated record. The transcript has 4 exons. Gene Ontology annotation, molecular function: FAD binding; catalytic activity. Lineage: Eukaryota; Metazoa; Arthropoda; Insecta; Diptera; Culicidae. Bases 1 to 1554 code for a protein of 517 amino acids. Gene Ontology annotation, cellular component: mitochondrion.